Messenger RNA from Mycosarcoma maydis (corn smut), 5376 nucleotides. RefSeq lists its product as uncharacterized. Gene Ontology annotation, molecular function: protein binding; DNA-binding transcription factor activity, RNA polymerase II-specific; RNA polymerase II cis-regulatory region sequence-specific DNA binding. The transcript has a single exon. Lineage: Eukaryota; Fungi; Basidiomycota; Ustilaginomycetes; Ustilaginales. The record is from RefSeq and is a predicted model, not a curated record. The coding region runs from base 1 to 5376 and encodes 1791 amino acids. Gene Ontology annotation, biological process: regulation of transcription by RNA polymerase II.
AUGGCUGGUACACAGUCGGCUGCGCCAACGCAGCCCUCGUCGCCCACACGCCGAGCUUCACCACCGGGCAUAGAGAACCCAAAUCCAAUAGCAUCCACCUCGGCGCAUACGCUCGAUAGCACUCCAGUUUCGGCAGCUCCUAUUUCCAUCUCAGUGCCCGAGGGCAGUGGGAUGAGUGCAGAUGCUGCCUCUGCGAUUGAUCAGGCUCAAAUGCCGAAUCUGGUCAGCAGCCCUUCCAUGAGCCUCCCAAUUGCAUCAAAUACAGAUGCCUCAAUACCUCCAUCUAUGCCAGCAUCACUGCAGGCAGCAGCUGCUGGGCUCAACGAGGAAGACGCAAAGCUUCUGGCGUCGCUAGCAGAGGGCAACGGUCUCUUGUCACAUCUUUCCAAUCUCGCUGCUCAAAAUGCGAGUUCGGAUCAACUCAUCAAUGCGUACGACGGUCUUAUGCUUGACCCUUCCUCUGCCGCACUUGCGUCCGUCGACCCCGCCUUUGACGCUGCACAGCAGGCCUUCCAGAGUGCUGUCGAUCUCAAUGAGGCACUCACACAUCAGGACAUGAACUGGGAUGACGAAGCUUUCGACGACCUUGAACCCGAAGAUGAGGACCAGGACCAAGGUCCUAUCCAAGCCUAUGCCAAGCUCGAGUUUCCAGGCUUUUCUUACUACAUACAGACCCUCGAUGUCACCAUAGGACGUCGACCUGGCCAAUUACAGCCCAAUCAGCCUGCAGGCGCGCAGCCGCCACAACUGCCCAACGCCGCUUCGGGUCUCUUGCAGGCGCACAUCACCUCCGAGUCCAAGACCGAAGGCGACGUUGACGUCGACCUUGGUCCUCUCAAAUCAAUCUCGAGGCUGCACGCACGGAUUUUCUACUAUACCGGCCCCAUCCAUCCUCCCAAUUCGGUCUUUCUUAAUGGCACUCCAACGCACAGUCGCGUCUCGAGCGGCAAUGGCGCUGCACCUUAUCGCAUCACAUCACCCACCGCCCUCAACCGUGUCAACGGCUCGCAUCUAUCUGACGUGGACGCGACCGCUCAGGACCCCUACAGUUUGGCAUCGCACAGCGGUGUAGGACCAGGCAUAGAUCCGGAUCAAGGCGAAGGUCAGUUCGUACUGAUGGUCGUCGGCCGCAAUGGAGCUUUCGUCGACGAUGUCUGGGUUGAAAGGGGAGGCAUCGUUGUGCUUGGCAAACGCACCAAGAUCCAGAUCGCAGAACGUGUAUUCUACUUUGUGCUCCCACCGCCUCCCGGUGAAGCCGCCUACAGCGUCGACGGCGACAGUCAGCGAGCACACCAUUCCGAGUCCGACUCGCUUUCCGAUCUCAGCAGUGAAGGUCAAGCAGAAGACGACGACAAUGACCAAGAGGAUCAUGACGAUAAACAGAAUGCUGGAGAGGAACCACACAGCUCUGCUAGUUCGGUUUCGAGCGAUCAAGAUGGCGAUGACGCUUAUGACGACAACGAGCUAGUCAGCUACGAUACGACGCAAGCUGCCAGCGCCACUAUCGCCGGCCGUAGAAGAUCAUCAGUAGCUGCUGGUAGGGGCAAACUUGAUCCACCCAAACGAAGGCUCGUGCUCAAGCCAAAGUCCAAAGUAGGCAAAGCGGUCACUGCACAUGAGUCUGCCUUUGACGAGUCUACGGAAGUCUUCCAGGAUGAAGCUAAGGGCAGAGCACAGAGCAAAGCAAAGAUUUCUGCCAAGACGACCGCGGCUGCCCUCGCCAACAGAGCGGCAGGCAAGGGUAAGGGCAAGGGCAAGGGUAAAGGAGCAGGUCGUGGAAAGAUGCCCACCAAAGGUCCCCUACCUCAAACUCGCCCUGAUGGGGAGGACAGCGACAGUCUCGGCACCCCUAGCGUCGGGGAACAGAGUAGCGACGGCGAACAGACCAUUCCGCGGCCACCUAGCAAUGCUCAUGCAGGCGUAUCUGGAAAGCACCCAGCAAAAGGUGCCAAGGGUCAGAAGAGCACUAAGAGUGCCAAAGCUGGCAAGGCAAAGAUUGCGAAAGAGACGGCACAGCCUUCAGGAAGUGAAGGAGCAGACACAACUGCCGUCAAGAAGGGCUCGCCUACACCUACUUGGGCCUUGGGCGCAGGCAUUGCUGGGCGCAAGAGGAAGAGAGGUGAACCAGUCACCAACGAGGAGCCUACACUCAAGGUGGGCACCCCCAUUGGCAUUGAAGCUCUCGAUGCGGCCAAACGUGCCAAAGCCGCCAAGGCUCGGGCCGAUGCUACUUCCCGCCCCGCAUCCACCAGUCCCAAGAAGGGAAAGGCUGUCGCCGAUGUGCCAGCCGCUACGACAGCUACUGAGAAGCCGACUGUCUCAAUGCCUGCUGCCGUCACAGAUGCUGGAGCAGCAGAAGCAGACGAUGAUCUGAUCAUGGUCGAUGUCAAGCCCGCGACACCACAGCCGGCCACGUCCGCAGCGACAUCAUCCUCUAAGGUAGAUCCUACAAUGGCACCUUCAAAGGCGACGGCAGUGCCGACUGCUUCUGAUUCCAUAUCAGCCAUUGCUCCUGCACCGACAGCCACACCGGCUUUGACCGCCACAUCAGUCGCAACUGCCGCCACUGCAGCCCCUUCUGACACAGUCCAGAAAGGUGACGACAAAGCCGUGCCUGCUUCGGCCACCUCAGCCAAAGCGAAGCCCGCAAAGCCAAAAACCAAGAAGAAGAAGGGUGCAGCAGCAGAAGAUCAGCCCACACCAUCUGGUGCGGCCAGCUCGUCGAUGCCGAUGGGAUCUUUCCCGAGAGCGUACAGCAGCCAAACAUUGCCUCCGGCACCCGGACCCAUCGAUCCUAGUUCAGUUUCGGCAGCUUCAGCCAUCAUUGCUGCUGCCAGUGCUGUCUCUGGCUCCAUGCCGGGAUAUGGGUUGCCUCCAGCCCCGCCUUUGCCAUACACUGUGGGACAGAUGCCGUCUUCGUUGCCCUUGAUUCCUUCAGUCGCUUCUGGGCGUGGCGGGUCGGGCGGGUCGGGCGUAGCGGGCGCCAACACCACUCCAUAUGCGUCCAUAUCGACGUCUACCACAACGCCCCUGCCCGCUCCUCCCACUUCAACGCCUGCACCGUCUCCGACCGCUGCUUCAGGCUCGGAUCCGUCCACAUACCCCACAACGGCUAGCAUCAUUGCGUCAGCAGCCAGUCUUGCCAAUGCAAAAGCCAAGGAGAGUCAAAAGGCAGCCGCAAGCGCAUCUGAUGGUUCUGCGUCUAGCAUUACGACUCCUGCACCAAUCCAAAGUGCGACACCAACGCUAGCCGCACCCAUUGCCAAGCCACCACCAGGACCCGAAGACAAGCCAGAUCUGUCCAACGUUGAGCUCAUCUCGCAAGCACUCCGUUCGGAUCUUUGUGCCAAGAGGGGGGGCAAGCUUACGCUCCAAGACGUGUAUGAGUGGAUUGCUAACCGAUGGAUCUGGUUCAAACGCAACGGCAGGCACACUGGUCGAGACUGGCAGAGCUCCGUCCGUUACGCCAUCAGCUCAUCACGCUGCUUUACCCGCAUUCCACGUAGGCCUGGCGAUCCUGGUAAAGGCAUUUUUUACACCAUGUCGGACUCCAAGCUGGCAGAGCAACACCGUGUCAACCUUGCCAAGCAGAAAGAAGAGGCGGCUAAAGCUGCUUCGGCUGCUCCAACAGCCGUGGUUAGUAACGGAGGAGCUGCUGGUAAAUCUGAUUCUGGUAGCGCACCCGCAACACCGGUUCCGUUGACACCAGGCACCGUUGCUGGGAUCGCUGGUGCAACAGCGGCACCAAUCAAUCCAACAUCUGCGGCACGAGCGGCGAAAGCAGCAGGAGCAGAAGGAACAGCAGGAACAGCAGGAGCAGCAGGAGCAUCAGCGGCUGCUGGAACCCCUGGCUCGUUGCCGGCUAUCCGCAUUCCGCUCAUCAUAGGUACGCCACCGUCUUCGGCUGUUGCUGCUACGUCUGAAAAGCCAAAAGCUGCUCCUGGCACUAUUGAAUCGCUUCUCGAGACACCCCCCAUCGUGCAUCACGAUGGCAAGCUCUACCUCAGUCCUCAAGUGUUCGGCCAUCUGAAUGCAGGACAGUUGGCGCAGAUCGAAGGUUUGGGAGCUCAGCAGGCUCUUCAGGUGCUACAAGCGUAUCUCGUCACUCAUCUGAAGGAGCGCAUGAGGCAGCAGCAGAUGGCAGCACAGAAGAAGGAUACCAAUUCUGCACCUGCCAAAGCCUCGCCCAAUGUAACGGCGGCAAAUGGCAAACCAACGGUUGCGACUUCCAAGUCUGUUUCCGCUUCCUCCCCGGUUCCAGAUGCUUCCUUGUCCAACGUCCAGGCCGGCAUUGCAGCAAAUGGCACGGCGUCGCCUGUCAAGCCAGCUAUGCCGGCCAACUCUGCGGGUACAACCACUGCGGCUGUGCCGGUGACAACAUCGCUGACCAACGCUCCCGGAUCUGCCGUGUCUCUUCAAUCAACGGCGAUGCUAUCCAAGCCGGUGCUACCUGAGCCGAACAAGCCAUCAAUUUCGACCAGCUCUCAGAAUGCAGUUGUCGGCGCCAACGCCAAAGCGUUAAGCACAGAACCAUUUGCUACGACGCCAACUCCAAGCGCCAAAUCUGCACCAGUAGCCGACUCGUUAGCAGCCGGUUCUCUAGGAGCGACAUCAUCUUCUGCACCAUCCAUCGCUACGGCCAAGACGUCUGUGCUGCCAAGCACACCACUCCGAACUUCUGUGCCGGUUGAAUCUGCCGCAGCCGAGAUUGUCCCGCCAAUCUCGGCCACAGCUUCCGCCCCUGCUACAAGUCACAGCGCCUCACCAACAAAGCCAAGUGUGACCGUGCCAGCCGUCUCAUCAACCACGACGCAGAAAGUAGCCUCGACUGUUAAGCCAAUGACGCCAGACCCACCGGCAUCUGUCAGCACUGCUGGCAGUGGUGCUAGCAAGUCAGUCUCGAGCGGCGCUGCACCAGCUCCUGCUGCAGCCGGGACCAGCUCUACGUUGGGAUCUUCUUCGGUUUCUAGCACGCCAGCUCCUGUUGCUGGCUCUGGCUCUGGCUCGACAGGAACCGACAGCGACGACCCGCUCUCGGCGCUCUCGGCGCUUGCUGCACACCCAGAAGCAGCGGCGCUGAUUGCGCUGUUACGCAAACAGCAAGAGAAUGGCGCCAGCGGAGGCAAGCAGCUAGCCAGGCUCACGCCCGGACAGUUGCAGCUGCUCCAGAUGGCCAACAAGCUCGCAGCACAGCAAGGGAAGAAGGGCACGAGUGGAAAGAAGAAGAAAAAAACUGGAAGUGGAAGUGGAAUUGGAAUUGGAACUGGAUCUGGCACUGGCGCUCGAGAAGGCACUGCGACGCCUGGGCCGAGCGGACAGGAGUCGUCGCCGGCGCCUGUAGGGCCGAGCCCAUCACCGGGCCCCAAAGCUGGCUGA